This is a messenger RNA of Puntigrus tetrazona (Sumatra barb), 952 nucleotides long. RefSeq names its product mediator complex subunit 19a (gene med19a). Gene Ontology annotation, cellular component: mediator complex. The coding region runs from base 138 to 872 and encodes 244 amino acids. The transcript is spliced from 6 exons. The record is from RefSeq and is a predicted model, not a curated record. Gene Ontology annotation, molecular function: transcription coregulator activity; transcription factor binding. Gene Ontology annotation, biological process: positive regulation of transcription by RNA polymerase II. NCBI's taxonomy places the organism in Eukaryota, Metazoa, Chordata, Actinopteri, Cypriniformes, Cyprinidae.
UGUCUUUACGGUACGGACCGCUUUUGUUGAUAACGUGAUGAACGCAACGCGACCGUAACCGGCAGCCGCUCGGACUUUUUAUUUGUAUUUUUAUAUAUAUAUGUAUAUAUAUACACAAAUAUAUACAGUAUUUAGUUAUGACGGAAAUAUUUUCAACUUUGUUCGGACAAAAUGACGCACAGCCAUCCACGGGGGCAGCAGGUUUGGGGUUCUCUACCGGUAAACCGCCGCCGCCGAUGCCGUCGAACCAAGCGCCGGCGGCGGCUCAGAUUCCAGGACAGCUCGGGGAUGAGGGGCCUACGCUGCGGAAACCCGGAGCUAUGAACGAACCUUUCUAUUUACUUCGAGAGCUGCCCGUUGGAAACGACCUGACGGGAAACACGAACCUCAUCACGCAUUAUAAUCUGGAACACGCUUACAAUAAGUUCUGCGGCAAGAAAGUGAAGGAGAAACUGAGCAACUUUUUACCGGAGUUACCAGGCAUGAUAGACUGUCCGGGGAUUCAAGACGGCAGUUCUCUGCGCUCUCUCAUAGAAAAACCCCCGGUGUGCGGGAACUCUUUCAGUCCGCUGACGGGAGCUCUUCUCACUGGAUUUCGAUUACACACCGGCCCGCUUCCGGAGCAGUACAGACUGAUGCACAUACAGCCGCCAAAGAAGAAGAGCAAACACAAGUACCGCCAUCACAGACCUCAGGAUCCUCUGCCUCCAGAGACCCCCUCAGAUUCUGACCCCAAGAAAAAGAAGAAAAAGAGGGAUGAUGAUCCCGACCGCAAGAAGAAAAAGAAAGACAAGAAGAAGAAAAAGAAUCGACACAGUCCUGAUCAUCCUGGACUUACUGGAUCUCAACCCAACAGCAACAACCUGAGAUAGACCCUGUGUGUGUGUGUGUGUGUGUGUGUGUGAGAGAGAGAGAGAGAGAGAGUGUGUGUGUGUGUGUGUGAGAGAGAGUG